This is a messenger RNA of Hippocampus comes (tiger tail seahorse), 1600 nucleotides long. RefSeq names its product UPF0317 protein cu1581-like. Lineage: Eukaryota; Metazoa; Chordata; Actinopteri; Syngnathiformes; Syngnathidae. The coding region runs from base 240 to 1586 and encodes 448 amino acids. Gene Ontology annotation, molecular function: D-glutamate cyclase activity. The transcript has 11 exons. The record is from RefSeq and is a predicted model, not a curated record. Gene Ontology annotation, biological process: glutamate metabolic process.
CCGUUACGUAGGCAUGUUGCUUAGCUCCAGCGCACUGGCGUAUUUUGCCCUCAUUGUCAUCGGCUGCUGGAACUGAUCUCGGAAAGGAGCACGAAGAUAUAAACAGCAUAUUGCAAAUAAGGAAAGGUACUAAAAACGUAACGAGUUACAAUUGUAUCGCAAGUGAGUCCGAGAGACGACGGGACUUUUGCGGUGGGGAGGGGUUACUCUUUCGAGAGGGGAAAUUACCAGGGUCAAGCAUGCUGACUGCUCUCAAAGGCGCAAGGCUCUCCUUAAGAUACUUCAGGGGUGCCUGUGAUAAAGUGUCGGAUCAUUUAAAGUUGUUGGGUCCUGCUGAUUUAAGGCUGCUGAUUAGGAAUGAAGAUUCCAGAAUAACAAACACAUCUGGAUUAGCCAAUGGAUAUCAGCAAGCAAAUGUUGUCAUCGUUCCCAAACAUCUGGCCAAAGAUUUUGAAGUGUUUUGUCGCAGUAAUCCGGCACCUUUGCCACUCCUGUACUGCAGCCAACCAGGAGAGACCUCAUGCCCACCUCUGGCAAAAGACGCUGACAUCAGGACAGACAUCUCACAGUACCGAGUGUAUCAGGAUGGUGUUCUGGAAAAAAGUGUCUCCAGCCUGCUGAACUACAGCAAGUCACUCAGGGCGGUCUCGCAGAAGCCGUCUGCGCCGUGUGUGGAGUGGUCAGACAUGGUUUGUUUCUAUCUGGGCUGCAGCUUUGGCUUUGAGGGCAGCCUGAAGAAAGCUGGAGUUGUUGUCAGGAAUGUGGAGCAAGGCCGCAAUGUCAGCAUGUACAAGACUGCUGUUCCCUGUAUUCGAGCUGGUGUUUUCAGUUGCCCUCUCGUGGUGUCCAUGCGUCCAAUUCCACCUGCCAUGCUGGAGGCAGCAGUCCAGGUCACGAGCCUUGACCCCCAAGCACAUGGAGCCCCCGUGCACAUUGGCGAUGGAGCUUUCCUAGGCAUACAGGACCUGUCCCGACCAGAUUAUGGGGAUCAGGUUGAGCUGCAGCCCGGGGAUGUUCCAGUCUUCUGGGCCUGUGGAGUGACUGCCAUAGAGGCAAUCGUCAGCAGCAAGCCAUCAUUGGCGUUCAGUCACUCACCGGGCUGCAUGUUCUUGACUGAUGUUCAAGACCCCUCCCUCCUAUCCCACGGCCCUGACAGCAAGAAAUCGGAAGCCACAGCCCUCUGCUUCCAGAUAUCUGAAAACCCCUUGUUCUACAGUCUGGCGUCGCAAGGGGCUGUGACACAGAUCAGGCAACUGGAUGCAAUCAUCGGCGAAGACCCAGGUCAACGGGGCAUCAAAGCUUUGUUUAUUCAAGACGAACUUCUGCGCUCUUGUCUGGCACUCUCACACUCAUCCUCUGUUGCCAUAACGACAGGCUUCCCAACACACUACAUGCACAGUCCUCCUGAUGAGACUGAUGGCCCACCUGGAGCUAUUGCCAUGGCAACCAUGCUGCUUUCCCUCGGCAAGCAAGUUACAAUGGUGACGGACAGGAGAGCCUUGGAGAUGAAUCAGGCCAUCAUUGAUGAAGCUGUGAGGACAGGUAGGAGUUUUGUGCUCAGUUUAUUUCAAUUUUUUAACAUCUGAAUGUGCAUACGGUU